ACAUCCUUAACAACAACAAAAAAAACCCAUUAACAAUCUCCGAUCAAUCUCUUUUCCCACAAAUCUUUGCCACCUUUGUUUUGGUGAAUUCAAGAGUGCCCUUUUGAAUCUUUUCAAAUCUCAGACCUUUGAGAUUCAUAAAGUUUUGUCCUUUUUUUUCCCUCCAUACCAUCAAAUCCCUAUUGGUUUUCUCGUUUACAGGAACUCUUUUUCAACCUUUCGGACAAGAUCAAUUCAUUAACACAGAUAUUAAACUGAUCUGGGAUUAGGGUUUGUUCAGACAUGGCACAGAUCAACUUCGAGGCCUUGAGGAACUUACAUGACUGCGCAAACUACCUCCUUCACUUACCCGAAACCGUAGAAUCUCUUUCUCACCAUAGACAAGAGAAACGGGUCGAGGAAGUUUCAGAAGCUUCCUUGAGGAUGUUAGACAUUUGUAACGUAUCCAAAGACGUAAUCUUUCUCGUGAAACAUAACUUGCAAGAUCUGCAGCUUACUCUACGAGGCAACGAAUCAGACAUCAACGAGAAGAUCGCUGCUUAUAAUCGGUAUCGUAACAAGCUGAGGAAGGAGACAUUGAAGUGCUUGAACUGCCUCAAGGGCAUGAAGAAAGACGGCGAAAACAGAAGCGGAAUGGCAGAGCAGAACCUUCUGUUUGUCGCAGAGGUAUUGAAGGAAGUUAGAAUGGCCAUUGUUUCAAUGGUCGAGUCCUUGUUCUCUCUUGUGUGUAUACCAUGGCUAGAGAGAAGAUCGAGCAAAGGGCCACUGUCGUUGUCGUCGAUUUUCGCGACGCGUUCAUAUUGCAACGAUAUUUGGGACGAGACUGCGGUGCAGAGCGCAAGUACGAGGUUGGAGGCAGCCGAGAUAGCCGUGGAAGAGCUUGAGAUAGAGCUGGAAUGCAUUUUCCGGCGACUGAUUCAGACCAGGGUUUCACUUCUUAAUAUUCUCACCAACUAGAUAUAUAUAUAUAUAUAUAUAUAUAUAUAUAUACACACACACACACACACACAUAUGGGCAUACAUAUUAUGUGUAUUUAGAAGAGGAAUCGGUUAGAACACGAACAGUGAGAAACCUUGGUUUCAUAUUAUCAACACAAUUGUAUGCCCAUGAGAGCAUUUACAUUCAUUGAUGCUCAUUUACAUAACCUGGUAGACUUUUUUUUUUUACAUCACUAUGCAUUAAUAUAGGUAAAUUCAUGGAAAUUAUUAUUGCAAAUCCCCUGGUAAGAAUUAUUUCAAACUCAAUUCCCAGAAGAACAAUAGCAAGGAAAUGCAAGAAAAAGAACAGAGUAUCAAUGUCUUACAAAGUUUUGUGGAUAAACAAAGGUGAAAUGGAACUUCAAAUUAAGAGUACUUUCUUCUUCACAACUCGCAAAUCCUUUAUUUUCGACACAAGAACCC
Messenger RNA from Tarenaya hassleriana, 1401 nucleotides. RefSeq lists its product as uncharacterized. Gene Ontology annotation, biological process: shoot system development; root development. Lineage: Eukaryota; Viridiplantae; Streptophyta; Magnoliopsida; Brassicales; Cleomaceae. Bases 283 to 957 code for a protein of 224 amino acids. The transcript has a single exon. The record is from RefSeq and is a predicted model, not a curated record.